Mercenaria mercenaria is the source of this 3142-nucleotide messenger RNA. RefSeq lists its product as uncharacterized. The record is from RefSeq and is a predicted model, not a curated record. NCBI's taxonomy places the organism in Eukaryota, Metazoa, Mollusca, Bivalvia, Venerida, Veneridae. The transcript is spliced from 7 exons. Bases 15 to 1367 code for a protein of 450 amino acids.
GAGACAGUUGUAACAUGGACUUGGGGAUGACUGAUGGUGCCAUAGAAGAUCACCAGAUUUCGGCGUCCUCGUGGCAUACAGGAUUUCCUCCCAAUGCCUCUCGGCCAUUCUAUCAGGGAUGGUGUGCAGAUCCAGAAGACAAACAACCUUAUAUAAUUGUUGAUUUACGGGAAGUUACUAAAGUUGAAGCCAUUACACUAUGGAACUGGAAGGAAACAUUUACAAUAAAAGAUAACGCUGCAGAAAGAGACAAGUCUUAUUUGCUUGGUGUAGAUCAGCUUGCAGUAUCGUACGGGAACAACAAGAAUGAGUGGCAGAAUUACAACAACGUUUUCUACUUCGACAAAUCGCGAGUGUUUGACGAACCACAAACGUUAUGGUUUAUGAAACCUUUCAUGUCUCGCUAUGUGAGAUUGCACAUCAUAAAGCCGAUAACUGAUGCACUCGGCUGUAUGAGGUUUGAAUUGCAAGGAUGCCGAAUAAUUGGAAAUCAAAAAAUUGUUCCUACUAUGUAUCUGAAGUCAGAACGAAUAACGCCAGUAUCUUUUAUGCAAAGCGUUCAGACUGAAACCAUUAUAUCGACAAUUAGAUAUCCAUCGAUUUAUGAUAGCGGCACGGACUACGUAUGGUUGGUAAAAUAUCCGGGCAACACAUAUAUCAAGCUUAUAUUUGUAGAUAUAUCCUUACGAAAACCGAAGGUAAUAGGCAGUUUAUCUCAGUGCAAUGAUUCUGUAAUUAUAUCGAAAACAUUACCAGUCGAUCCAGAUAGUUAUCGAGUUUUUGACUACCAGUAUAACGGCAUGAGUCCAAUUUUAGAAACAAGUGAAAACUUCCUGGUUAUGACAUUUACUUCGUGCCUUCAUACUUCCAAGAAACAAAUAGAAAAGAUGGGCUUCAAAGCAAUUAUCGCAAAACAAGACAUACCAGCGUGUUUCCGGAUAGAUUCACCAAUAAACUUGCAGAUAGGAAGGCGAGAACUUUGUUUAAAAUCGUCAAUGUCAUUAUCUCCAAUGUCAUUCCUGGGCUUUCCAUUUCUGCAUACCACGGAAGAAUGGACAAUAACCUCACCGAGGAAAAGGAUCCAGUUAAACAUCAUUGCAUUUCAAGUCGGGUGCAAAAUAGAAGGAGCUGGUUCUGAUUUUAAGAUCAUUGACUCCGUGUAUGAAAGACAAUAUUGUAAUUUGCAACGACCACCAAAUGUUAUCAAGUCUCACUCGGAUAAGGUGGUGAUUGUGUUCAAAAGGGAAGAAGAUCAUCCGCAUAUAGUUUAUACAACAGGAUUUCGAAUCAUAUACAACAUACUUCAAAAUGUAGAAGAACAAUUGAUAACUUACGUACCCCCAAGAGCCAAAUGUAAGUACAUGUAACUGUUAUGACAUAGAUUCUUGAUAAGACGAAAUUAACUUUUACUUUUAAAAUUGGAAUCAUGGAAAAAAUGGAAUCAAUCCAGGACAUGUCCAAAAUCUUUCAGACUAACUUUGAAAUGUUGCCUAUUGUGAAAAUUUGAGUGUUUUGGCACAGAAUAACAUUUCCCCUAUAUGUUUAGCAGUGCAUUUGCACAUACUAGGCUUCAGUUCAAAUAUGCUGUUGAUGUUUACAAAUAUUCAGUGUACUUAUAUCUAUCUGUUCUUUUGCUUACAUUAAACCUUUAGUAACAGUAACAAUAUUGAUCUGAGUUAUUGCAAAUAUUACUUUUUUAUAUUUCAUUAUUUUUACAUACAGCUAAGAGGGCUAUUGAAACAUCUGAAAAUCAUAAGAGCGUUGAAGUCUAGCACCCUAAAAAUGUUCUUACGAAAUCUGUUAAGGAGAUGAAUCGAUAUAUUUAGUAUCAAAUAGAUGGGUAGUCUGUAAAUGAAAUAACCUACUUUUGUUAGAUGAUUACUGUUUUUUAUAAAUCACAACUAGACAUUAACUUUACUAGCGUUAGCUAAAACUUAUUAGACAAAUCUCUUUUUUUAACUGCAUUGAUGUAAGACAGCCACGUACAUGCUUACAAUCAUGAUCAUGACACUAUUUAGUGUUUAUCUACGAAACAAAACAUGACUGGUCCACUAUCUACGCCUUGAAAUAAUUAUCUAAACGGUUCCAUUAAAGGAGAUAGAAACAAUAACACCCUUAUCAAAGGACCUCGGAGAGGCAAUAAGCAAUAUCUAAAGCGUUUAAAGCAUUUGGAUAAAGGUUUCAAAAAUUCCUUUUGAUUUUACCUGUGUUUAAAUGAAAUUAUUAAAUGUGGCAAAGAGGCGUUUGAAAUUGACUGAAGCAAAUUUCUUAGCACAUGCGCAGUCAAAAUAAUUUGACGGUAUUAUACACACACAGCAAGGAAUAAUUUAUAUCUUUUCUAUCGAACAUGUCCGACUCCACUGUUUUUUGUUGCCCAGUAAUGUCAGAAUAAUUAUGCAAUUAUAUAUAAAAGGCAAUAGACAGAAGCUUAUUACAUGUGCAAUAAUUCUUUGUAUAUCAUGCCAAAUAUUAAGUAUAUUAUUUGAUGACCUGUAAACAUAUAAAAGUGAGCCAUUAAUAAAGUUUUCAAAUGAUAAACUUACAAAAUGUUGCAACUAGUUAAUAAUUAAAGGGACAUAAAACUGCCAUGUUAUCUCAACUGACUGUUCAUUAUUAUACAUUUCUAUUCUAUCUUGAUCGGACCUACAGAGAUGAAAUAAAGAUAAUAACGUAUUUUGACCAAAGUAAUUUAGCAUUAUAUCGAAGAGCAUUAGAAGCUGCAUGCUAUUUUAUGAAGAGUGAAACUCGAAAAGUCGAGAAACGUAACAGUUACUCAAAUUUUCGACCAACAUAUAUUUGUAUUUAAAACUCUGAGAUACCUUACUCGAAAUUUAACUUAUGGUUUACUAGCUCGAAUUUCGAAUUAAGUUACUCGAAGAUUUGACUUACGAACUCGAAAGUUCAACUUGCUAACUCAGAUUUUCCCUUCAGUAUUUCAAAUUUUCUACUUUUUACUCCUUGUUUGAAGUUGCACUGCAAUAACGGACAUUGCAGGUUCGACCUCCUGCUUGCCCACAGAAAAAGGCAAAGUUGACCUUAACUUGCUUGGUAGUUAUAUUGCUGAAAGCUGGAUAAUAAGCUUUUUUUCGGAAGCCACAUGGCUGAUCGACUGUCAGUCGAUAUUUCUUUCGAAAAUCAUAUG